AUCCAGGGUGGAGUGUCAUGUGACGGUACUCCUAGUCGCGUCAUUCCCCAAAACCAGGAUAAGCUAUGGUGGGUUGGGCCGCUAACCCCUCCUGCCAAAUAGAAGUUAACUUUAACUGAAAUAUAUGUAAGACAGGUUUUCACCGUUGGUACAACUCUUGUGUUCUUUAGAUUGAGCCUAUUAUAGCCCUGUUGUGUGGACCUCACUCAUUCUGGUCAAAGAAGAUCAUUAUCUUGACUAUUCCGAUGAUAGUCAUUUUUCCAAUCACAUUACUUAAGAGUUUGAGUGCACUGAGAUUCACUUCAGUUCUCAGUGUCAUGUGUGUAGUUUUUCUCUCUGGAGUUGUGAUUUUCAAAUCAAUCAAAAAUGACAUUGGAGGUCCAGUGGAUAACCCUUCAAACCCAGUGCAGUGGUGGCCUCAAGAUUUUGGCGGUCUCCUCACAGCUAUUGCCAUAUCUGGCCUCACUUUCUCAUGUCAUUUUAAUAUCUUACCAAUGCAUGGGGAGUUGCAACAUCAGACUCGAGCCAACAAGAGGAUCAUUCUCUACACAGCAAUGGCAAUAACAUAUGUUCUAAACCUUUUUGUUAGUUUCUUUGGAUUUUUUCAGUUCAGACAGUACAUUGACCAAGACAUCACAAGGAAUUAUCGACAUGAUGACAUUCUUGUUAAUGUUGGACGAGUGGCUUUAGCGCUCACACUUCUGCUUAGCUUUCCACUGCUGAUCUUCCCUUGCAGGGCGGUCAUCAACAGGUUAAUUUGGCGCAUAGACUCCAAAACUCUUCUCCAAUCCCAGCCCUCUACUACAGCAUCGCGUUCCCUGGAAUACCUCAGCAAUGCGACACGCACAGGCCCCUCGCGGAUAAUGUGGUUGCUGGAGACUGGUCUCCUGGUUUUUCUUGGUUAUAUCCUGGCUUACUACAUUCCUCAGGUUGCCAUGGUUUGGGGAUUCGUCGGUGCUAUAGGAACCACAAUCAUGAUCUACAUUCUUCCUCCAGCCUUCUAUCUGCGUGUCCGCAUUCACCCGCCACGUCCAGACUUAAAGCAGAUCGCAGCCUGGGGACUAAUGUUGACAGGACUGACCGUCCUGAUCGUUUGCACCUAUCAAUCAUUCGCAAACGUCAUCAAUCCUAUUCCUAAAAUAGUCCGUCCACACGGAGUGACUAAUUCAACAUUACAUGGCACAGCGUCGUCACUUCUUUGAAUUGACUUUGAAGAGCCACUAAUACAAGACGUUGACGGUUGACUGUUGGAACGUCAUGUGACGCUUUUCUGCACUUGAAGGAGCUACGUCACGGUUUGCGCAUCUCGAAAAACAGUCAAAAACAAUCGUUUGGAAUCCAUGUUAAUCUUCUCCAUCCUUAACCAUCCCUGUUCCUUUAUGGUUUAUUAUUAUCUCUCUGGUGUUUUUCUUUCUUGGUAAACUAUUGUUUUCAGGUUGCCUUCAUUUUAAAGGUUAUUUUGUACACGGCCAAAAUAAAUCAAAAUACCAUGACUGAGCUCCUUUAAGCAUUGCCUGACCACUGAAAUACACUGGAGAGACAAGAAGACCGAAGAAUUGUUUCUUUCAACGCCUCGAAGUAUUAAGUCUUUUAAGUCUGUUCUGUGAAUUUGGAAAAUGUAACGCACACUGAAACCUUUUGCGUGACACCUGUCAAUUUAGCCAGCAAGUCUUACCGAAGAAAGCGUGACUUCUGCAAUCGCGCUCGUAAGUCACGCAUUUUUCAAUGAAUUUCGUAUCGCUUUGAUCGACACUGAGUAAUUUACAUAACACUCGAAUUUGUGUUUUUAACAAGCAUAUUAUCGUAUUAAUUUUAUUUAUUUAUUACUUUUGUUUCUGUUACCCAAGUUACAGUUGUUUUAUUUUCUAGGAUAAGAAACAAUUGGGAAGGUGCUAUUGGGGUCAAAAUAAUUUACAUAAUAUGGGGAUUGAUUUGAAGAAGACAGUAUUAAAAUUAUUUAUCUAACAUUGCUGAAAAAGGCUCUAAAUCGUUUGAAAUAACAAUCUGUUGGUAACAUAAAUUAUUGUUUUAUAAAUAGCCGUAAAUUAUUUUGUACAGGUUAUAGUUAGUAUCAGAUUUAUAUAGCUAUACAAAUUAUCGAUUAUUUGAAGUGUAUCACUGCCAUGGUAAUAUCCACUAUCAGGCUCGGGACGUCUUACAUGACGUAAUAUCUGAUUUAGUGGCCUUUGCCGGGCUUCUUGCAGCGAGAAUUUAUAAUGGUUUAGUAGUAGGGAUUUCAUUGCGGUUUGUCGUUGAGAUUGAUUUCCAUGUAUUUGCUUCGAAAGAAUCAAAUUCAGAUCCUUGAAUUUAUCAAGAGUACUGCAUUAAUUACGGCCUACGGGCGCUGAAUAAGAGUACUUUUGUAAGAUACUUCUAGUAGAAAACUGUUUUUCGUUUUACUUUAUUCGCGUUCAAUGUCAGGUAUUUAUAUUUUUCACACGUAAAAAGAAGCAGGUGACGAAGUAGACUACAAGAAAGAGGCAGAACCAUCUCUUUGAAAUCAAUAAAUAAAGGAAACUCUUUAUAGAGAA
Messenger RNA from Orbicella faveolata, 2531 nucleotides. RefSeq names its product sodium-coupled neutral amino acid symporter 2-like. Gene Ontology annotation, molecular function: L-amino acid transmembrane transporter activity. Gene Ontology annotation, cellular component: membrane. Lineage: Eukaryota; Metazoa; Cnidaria; Anthozoa; Scleractinia; Merulinidae. The record is from RefSeq and is a predicted model, not a curated record. Gene Ontology annotation, biological process: amino acid transmembrane transport.